This is a messenger RNA of Candida albicans SC5314, 2145 nucleotides long. RefSeq names its product mRNA-binding ribosome synthesis protein (gene NOC2). Gene Ontology annotation, biological process: ribosomal large subunit biogenesis. NCBI's taxonomy places the organism in Eukaryota, Fungi, Ascomycota, Pichiomycetes, Serinales, Debaryomycetaceae. The record is from RefSeq and is a predicted model, not a curated record. The transcript has a single exon. Gene Ontology annotation, cellular component: Noc1p-Noc2p complex; nucleoplasm; Noc2p-Noc3p complex. Bases 1 to 2145 code for a protein of 714 amino acids.
AUGGCUAAAGCAUCGAAACAAACAAAGAAGUUUCAAAAUAAGCAUUUGAAACAUACAAUAGAGCAACGUAAGAAGGUUCAGGCACAGAACAAGAAAAUUGCUUCCAGAAAAAAGAGUGGUAGUUCAUCAUCUGGGGAAAGCAAUGCCCCCAAACGUGCUGAUGGAAAAGCCAAGGAAGUCUUUGAAGAUAUGUCAGUAGACGACUUUUUCGGAGGUGGGUUUGAAGUUCCUAAAGAAAAGAAUAAGAACAAGAACAAGCAAGAUACAAUUGAAGAAAACGAAGAAGAAGACUCGUCUUCUGAAGAGGAAGAUGAAGAAGCAAUGAAGGAAAACUUGAAAAAAUUAGAGGCAGACGAUCCAGAAUUUUACAAAUACUUGAAAGAUAAUGACAAUGAUUUAUUAGAUUUUGAAGCUGUCAAUCCUUUAGAUGCCAUAAGUGAUGACGAGGGUGAUGAAGAUGAUGACGAAGAAAUUGAAAAAGAAGUUCCUAGCGAUGAUGAUUCUGAGGAAGAACCAACUCUAGGAAAAGUAAAAGGAUCUAAAAUUGAAAUAACGAAAUCGUUGGUUAAAAAAUGGAAUCAACAAUUAGAUAAGCCAACCCCUAAGAUUACAAGAAACAUACUUAUUGCUUUUAAGGCAGCUGUCAAUAUCCACAAUUCGGAUUCUGAAGAUUAUAAGUUUUCCAUAACAGACCCUAAAGCAUUUUCUGAAUUGAUGUUAUUAGUUUUGAAAAAAGUUCCUAUUUCUGUGCAAAAGUUGGUUAAAUACAAAACUAACACUCAAGGAGUAAGAACUAUCCCGCAAAAGAAUCAAUAUGCCACUCAAAUUGCAGCUAUUUUGAAAUCACAUGCAGGUUCAUUCAUCACUUUAUUAAACGAUAUCACCAAUACUGAAACUGCUGCUUUAAUUUUGGCUUCUAUUUAUGAGGUGUUCCCAUUUUAUUUGUCACACAGAAGAUUAUUAAAACAAAUUUUGACUGCCGUUGUAAAUGUUUGGUCUAGUUCUUCAGAUAUUGAUACGCAAAUUUCUACAUUUGCAUUUUUGAACAAUGUAUCUAGAGAGUAUCCUAAAUCGGUCUUGGAAACCGUUUUGAAAUUAACUUACUCGUCUUUCUUACAGAAUUGCAGAAAAACAAAUGUCCAUACCAUGGCCCAGAUUAACUUUUGUAAAAACUCAGCUGUGGAAUUGUUUGGAAUCAAUGAAACUUUGGGUUAUCAAGUUGGUUUUGAGUAUGUUAGACAAUUGGCUAUACAUUUACGUAACAGUAUCAAUGCUACUUCGAACGCAAAAGAGGGAUACAAAACUAUAUACAACUGGCAAUACUGUCAUUCAUUGGAUUUUUGGUCCAGAGUUUUGUCUCAACAUUGUAAUCCUGAAAAAGAGUUGCAAAACCAUAAAUCCAAAGAAUCUCCAUUGAGGCAAUUAAUUUAUCCAUUAGUACAAGUUACUUUGGGUGCUAUUAGAUUGAUCCCUACCGCUCAAUUUUUUCCAUUAAGAUUUUAUUUAAUUAGAUCCUUGAUCAGAUUAUCUCAAUCUACCGGCGUGUUUAUUCCUUUAUUCCCAUUGAUUUCAGAGAUUUUAUCAUCUACAGCAAUGACCAAGGCACCAAAAGCUUCUACUUUGCAAGCUGUUGAUUUCGAACACAAUAUUAAAGUUAAUCAAGCAUAUUUGGGCACUAGAGUUUACCAAGAUGGGUUAUGUGAGCAAUUUAUAGAGUUAUCUGGUGAAUUUUUUGGUUUGUAUGCGAAGAGUAUUGCCUUCCCAGAGUUGGUGACCCCAGCUGUGUUAGCAUUGAGAAGAUUUGUGAAAAAAUCAAAAAAUGUAAAAUUCAACAAACAAUUGCAACAAUUGAUAGAAAAAUUAAAUGCAAAUGCUGUUUUCAUUACUGGAAAAAGAUCCAAUGUUGAGUAUGGACCAUCAAAUAAAGCAGAGGUACAACAAUUUUUGAGUGACUUUGAAUGGGAAAAGACACCUUUGGGUCAAUAUGUUAGUGUACAAAGACAGUUGAAAGCAGAAAGAUUAAGAAUCUUGAAAGAAGCCCAAGAAGAGGAAGCAAAAGCACAAGCUGAACAAAAGAAAAAAGAAGAAGAAGAGGAUGAGCAAGAAGAUGAAGAUAUUGUAAUGGAGGAGGAAGAUGAUGAGUAG